AUGGUCCCUAAAAAUGACCCCCCACACGUGCGCGAUCCCUUGAAGGGGGACGAGAUUGGCGCCUCUACCCCUAUCACCUCCAAAGCUAUCCCUAGGGGCCAGAAGAAAACAUUCUCGUCCUAUCAACAUACCAUUUAUAUGAAUGGAACUAAAAACAUAGUCCCUCCCAUAACUACUAACCCCUUUGGCUGGGAAGCCGCGGCUAAAGCUGUUAUGGAACCUAGAGACUUUGAGUAUGCGAAAGGAGGCGCCGGCGCCGGUGAGACAGUCAAAAGGAAUCUAGAGGCAUUCCGAAAAUGGAGCAUUGUCCCUCGUAUGGUGAGGGGAAACGUAGAUAUAUCCUUGAAAGUGACAAUACUUGGGGAGGAAUGGCCUUCGCCUGUAGCCAUCGCUCCGGUUGGUGUAAACAAGAUAUUCCACAGGGAUGGAGAGUCCGGCGUCGCUCGAGCCGCGGGAACACUAGGCGUCCCUUACGUGCUGUCAACUUUUGCCUCCGAGAGCCCUGAAGCGGUCGCUGCGGCCCAAGACUCUACUUCCGAGGACAGACCGGCCAUCCGCUGGCUUCAACUUUACUGGCCGCAAGCCGUUGACCAAGACGUCACACGCUCGAUCUUAAGACGUGCGAAGGAGACUGGCUAUACUGCACUCGUUAUUACACUGGACAUCUUCUCGAUGAGCUGGAGACCCCUAGAUUUGGAUAAUGCGUACUUACCCCUAUAUAAAGGAGCUAGCACAGCACUAGGCUUUACGGACCCCGUGUUCCGUCGAAAGUUCCGUGAGAAGUUUGGACAUGAAGUCGACGAGGAUAUGUUGAAGGGUGCGUUAGAGUGGGAGAACACUAUUUUCCCAGACAUGGCACAUUCUUGGCGUGAAUUGGAAUGGCUUCGGAAAGAAUGGGACGGGAAGAUAUUGGUGAAAGGCAUCCAACACGCGACUGAUGCCGAGUUCGCCGUACAAGCAGGCGCUGACGGUAUUAUCGUCUCUAACCAUGGUGGUAGGCAGUACGACGGUGCACAAGGCUCCCUAGAGGCCUUACAUGAGAUUGCGGCUCUAGUUGGAGACCGAGUUGACGUAUUGUUUGAUAGCGGGAUUCGGACUGGUGCGGGUAUUACCAAGGCGUUGGCGCUGGGAGCAAAGGCCGUGUUUAUCGGUCGACCGGUUGUCUACGGACUAGGGGCUAUGGGUGAGCAAGGCGUCUUGCAUGUGUUGCGUUGCUUACUUGCUGAUCUCGAGAUAAACCUUGCGAUAACCGGGGUACGCGAUGUGUCGGAUCUUCGGCCAAAUAUUCUACGCAAGAAUGAUGCGGGUGAGGCGCAGCAACAGCGGGGAUCGAAGCUAUGA
Messenger RNA from Hypoxylon trugodes, 1341 nucleotides. RefSeq names its product FMN-dependent dehydrogenase. The record is from RefSeq and is a predicted model, not a curated record. The transcript is spliced from 4 exons. Gene Ontology annotation, molecular function: FMN binding; oxidoreductase activity. Bases 1 to 1341 code for a protein of 446 amino acids. NCBI's taxonomy places the organism in Eukaryota, Fungi, Ascomycota, Sordariomycetes, Xylariales, Hypoxylaceae.